CUUGUAACCAAUCGUUUUGAGACCUGCCAUAACGUAGGCAGAAAAAAACAUGGCGCUGUACAUGAGUCGAGCUGUCAGACGAACUGCUUCUCAGGCAGCUGGAUGGCUCCUGUCUGUGCGGGGCCAGAGGUGUGUCCCAGCACGUCGGGACCACUCGGCCUACUCCCCCAAGUACGUCCCCCGACGCGCCGUGCUCUACUGCCCCGGCAACGACGACAGGAAGCUGCGCAAGCUGGCCUCGCUCGACCUGGACUGUGCCGUCCUCGACUGCGAGGACGGGGUGGCACUGAGCAAGAAGGGUGAGGCCCGGGAAACCAUUCCCAGGAUGCUGCAGGAGCUGGACCUCGGCCGGACAGAGAAGUGUGUGAGAGUGAACUCCGUGUCCAGCGGCCUGGCCGAGGCUGACCUGGAGGUGCUGCUGCAGGCGCCUCUCCUACCCCAGGCUCUCAUGCUGCCCAAGGUGGAGGACGCAGGGGAGGUGCGCUGGUUUGUUGACAGGUUUCAGCGCCACUUGAAAGGACGCUCGCUGACAGAGCCUAUUCGCCUGCUCACCUUUGUGGAAACCGCUCUGGGCUUGCUCAAUUUUAAGGACGUGUGUGAGGAGGUUCGUCGGCUUGCCCCUAGCGCCGGUCUCCAUCACGAUGGCGUCGUAUUUGGGUCGGAUGACUUCUGCGCCAGUAUAGGCGCCAGCAGGACAGAGGAUGCCAGGGAGCUGCUAUAUGCCCGUCAGAAGGUGGUGGUGAACCAGGCCUUCGGUCUCCAGGCCAUCGACCUGGUCUACAUCGACUACAGGAACACGGAGGGCCUCCGACGCCAGGCCAGGGAGGGCGCCCUCAUGGGGUUCACAGGGAAGCAGGUGAUCCACCCAGGCCAGGUGGGGGUGGUCCAGGAAGAGUUCUCCCCCAGCAAGGAGAGGGUGCAGUGGGCCUCAGAACUCAUCGCCGCCUUCCAGGAACACCAGCAGCAGGGCAAGGGGGCGUUCACCUUCCGAGGCAACAUGAUAGACAUGCCAUCGCUGAAGCAGGCACAGAACAUUGUCACUUUGGCGGACGCUUUCCCCAAGUAAUGACCUUUGGGCGAAACGGCGACGGGAGGAGAAGAGGGCGGGCGAGGAUCCACAAAGCAGAGAAAAGAGAAGGGAGAGAUGAGAGCCGAGACUCAGUGAUGAGACCCAAGCUGUCUCCCACCACCCGGCCAUCUGAUAGACACUGCUAACAAACAGAUCCCAUGAGAUAAUUGAACUUUACACACAAUACACUUCAGACGCUGCAACAAGGUUGUAAUCGGUGUUCAUUUUGUUCAUUUCUUUUGUGGAGUAAAUGUUGACUGAAUUUAUUGGAUUACUGUUAUUUGUGAACUAAUAAAGCUUGUGAUAUUUGA
Osmerus eperlanus (European smelt) is the source of this 1380-nucleotide messenger RNA. It is a transcript of the gene clybl, whose product is annotated as citrate lyase beta like. Gene Ontology annotation, biological process: regulation of cobalamin catabolic process. Gene Ontology annotation, molecular function: (S)-citramalyl-CoA lyase activity. The record is from RefSeq and is a predicted model, not a curated record. Lineage: Eukaryota; Metazoa; Chordata; Actinopteri; Osmeriformes; Osmeridae.